UCAAAACCAAGAGUUGACACCCACCCGGGUGCCCCAAAGUCAAGAGACUCUAAAGAUGCCUUGAGCACAUUGGUGGAGGAGGAAGCUGAGGUCUAGUGGCAGAGUUUCUGCGCCUCCCAGCACAUGCCUGAUAAACAUUUAGGAUCUGGAGACUCACUGUGUGCGAGCGGCACCUCGCUGAAAGCCUCACGCACGUUAUUACCUCGUUUGAUCCUUCCACGACCUCCUGAGUUGGAUGCGAUCAUCAUUCCCAUUUUAUAGAGGGGAGACUGAGGCUCAGAAAGGUGGGGUCCCAGGCCAAGGUUGCACAGGCAGCAAUAGGAACAAGCUGAUUUUAUUUUGGGGGCUAUGGUCAGGCCUUAUUGAGAGCAAUUUACAUAUUCAUGAGGAGUAUCUCACAGCCCUAGGGCAUAGGUGUCCUUAACAUUGGCUUUUUAUGGAUGAGGACGUCGGUUUUGAGGUUCAGUCGUUCGCCACAUUUUUCAAGCACCUGCUGUGUACCCAACGUGUGCCAGACUCUGGGGUGCCUACCUCUGGUGUCAGGCCUGUGACCCACCAUACCAGCUGCAUCUCGCAGUUAAAUGCAACAUUGACUCCUGGCGAUGGACUGAGCACAAUCAGCCAAUGGUCACUGAGCUGCUCAGGUCCCAGAUGCUAUCUGGAGCCUGACAUCUAACCUUCCUGCUCGUUAGAACCCAGCUCCCGGCUAGAGCUAUUACCUGUUAAGUUGACUGCUUUGUCCGGUGGUGAGCAGCCCGUCACUGGGAGAAUCCAAGCAAGACUGCCAUGGAGGAGCACUCAUACUCAGACCCAGCAGAGUUCCCAAAGUUUUCCAGAAGGCGGCGAUGCUGUGGGCAGAGAGUGCAGCUGGCGCUGUUGGGGCUGGCGACCGUCCUGCUGUGGGCCGGGCUGCUGGCCCUGCUUCUCUUCUGGCACUGGGACACUGUGCAGAAUCUGAGACAGCUAGAAGUAACCGCUGCUCGGAAUGUCUCUCGGGUUUCCAAGGACUUGGAAAGACACAACGGUGACCAGAUGGCCCAGAAAUCCCAGGCUGCCCAGGUAUCACAGAACAUGGAGGAAAUCCGAGCUGAACAGAAGAGAAUGAAAGCUCAGGACUCUGAGCUCUCCCGGAACCUGGACGGACUUCGUUUGGACCUGAGCAACCUCAAGUCCUUGAGCUUGAACGAGAGACACACAGCCCUACGUUCCUUGGAAAGACUCCAGCAGGAGGUGCUGAAGCUGUGGAUAGAGCUACAUGUGUCCAACGGCUCCACCUGUAACACGUGUCCCGAGAAGUGGGUCAGCUUCCAGAGGAAGUGCUACUACUUCGGUGAGGACCCCAAGAGGUGGAUCCAGGCCCGGUUCGCGUGCAGCAAACUGCAAGGGCAGCUGGUCAGCAUCCACAGCCAAGAGGAGCAGGACUUCCUGGCCAGACACGCCAACAGGAAGGGCACCUGGAUUGGCCUUCGGGACCUGGACAGAGAGGGGGAGUUUAUAUGGAUGGACAAGGAACCCCUGAACUAUAGCAACUGGCGGCCAGGGGAACCCAACAACGGGGGCCAGGGCGAGGACUGUGUGAUGAUGCAGGGCUCCGGGCAGUGGAACGAUGCCUUCUGCGGCAGCCGGCUGGACGGCUGGGUGUGCGACCGGCUGGCCACGUGCUGACUGCCCACCCACCCCCGCGGCCCCCCUGGGGUUCACCGGGACGUGCUCCGAGACCCAGACCCUGACAGUCCCCGGCCCACCUGUCUGGUGCCCCCCCUGCGUCGCUCCCCCACCUCAGACACAGGAACAGCCAGGCCCACAGAGAGGCUCUGAGGACCCUCAACUAUUUGUGGCUAAGGUCCCGGCCCCAUUUUCUCCUGCCCAAACAGAAGAAGGCCUGUUGACCCAUCCCCGGCUCCUGCCAACUCCCCAGAGGGCCUGUCCCUUGCUCCUCAGCUGGCCGUCACCCUGUCUUCAAGCGCUCAGAGUACUCGCCUCAGAACUUUCCGGGGAGCCGAGGCGGAUGCCUCGGGCCCCUGUGUGCUUCCCCUGUCGGGCCCCCCGACCGUCUGCUGGAGUCAGGAGUAGACCAUGUCCCCAGCCCACCCCUGGCCACCCCAGAUGUAGCCCCCGUGUCCUAACCCCCCAGGGAGAAGACCCCUGGCUCAGGCAGCCAGGCUCCCCACCCAGCCCACGUCAGUAAAACGGGGUGAGGACAGCCCCUUCCCAGGGGCCUUGCUGGCUCCGGUCUCCCAAUGUGGGAGCUGGGAGUUCCAGAACCAGCGGCCUGAGGCCACCUCGGGGUGUCCAGAGCAACUAAAAUGGCAUUUGCACCUCCCCACUUCCCCGCCCCCCGCACCCCCACUCCUACUUCAUUACAAGAAGCAUUUACUAGACAGGGCUGGAGAUGAAGAUUCCCGUGUCCAAAGCAGCAGAGAACACCCCUAGAAUAUUGUAGGGCGGGGCAGGGGAUAGCCUGAGCUUAACCGCCAGCCCGGCCUGCAGGCAGGAGGGCAGGAGCGCACACACGAGACGCAGGAUGGGCCUGGUGUGCAGAAGGCACUCGGGAGAUGCGGACAGGCCCACAGGUGGCCUGGUCACCCGGUCCAAAGGUGCUGGCCCCACCCUGACGCGGGUUUUGGGAGGCGUACAUGGCAUCAGCCCCAGGUCUGGCCAGGUCAGUCCCUGCACCCGAGGCUGAGGAGGGAGGCAGGCCAGGACCCCGGGACACCCUGUGUUACACUCCUCGCCCGCUCACCCGACCCCCAACUCCUGGCCUAGAACAGGAAGAACCAGACUGCUCCUGGGAUUCUCGGGCCCCCUAGAGGGGAAUCCAUGAGGAGAGGCCCGCGCUGGACCACCUGGGACCUGGGAGUCAAGGGCCAGGCCGAAGGGGCUGGGGAGGGCGCUAGGGUGGCCCCUGGGGGGUCCUGGGGCCAGGAAGGGGCAGGGGUAGAGCUAGGCCGAGGUUACCUGUUGUCUACCCACUGCUCACCCGAUUUCUGCCUCCUCCAGACGCCCCCUUGGAACUCCAGGCCAGUGUAUAACUGCCUACCUGAUCUCUCCAAAGGGGACUCCCGGCCCCUCUGCCACUCAGGCCAACGACGGGGUCACACUCGGCACCUGUCACCCUCACUGCUCCCUCCGAAUCCUCAGGGAAAGCCAUGUGCAGAAUCUGCCCACUUCCCACCACCUCCAGCAACCGCUUUGGUGGGCCCCCAUCCUAGCUUGCCUCAAUCUCCUUCUUCACUGCCUCACACCUUCCAGAAGUUUCCUUCUGGAUCUGAGGGGGGAAAAAAGAAAAGAAAAAAAAAAAAA
Enhydra lutris kenyoni (northern sea otter) is the source of this 3303-nucleotide messenger RNA. Its product is annotated as Fc fragment of IgE receptor II. The transcript is spliced from 10 exons. The record is from RefSeq and is a predicted model, not a curated record. NCBI's taxonomy places the organism in Eukaryota, Metazoa, Chordata, Mammalia, Carnivora, Mustelidae. Bases 787 to 1665 code for a protein of 292 amino acids.